AUGGCACCGACCACCACCAACUUCCGCCUAGUCGCCGAAGCAGAAGUCCCCCGAGUCCUAGCGGGCACAAUCAUGUUUCUCCCUCCCAAAGACAAAAUCCCUAAAAGCGCCUGGACAGAUCCAGAACUCCUAGACGGGGCGUUCAACCAUCCAGUAGCCAUUGUAUCAUGUCCGCAGCCGAAGGAAAUACAACAUUCUUCACAUGUCGAGAUAGCCAUCAUGACUUCUUUCCACGGCUUAACAGUAAAAGCGCACCUAGCCGCCAAAGGCAUACACACCGCAUCCGGCACACUAGCCGCCAAGCGCUCUGGGCACUUGCGCGUCGUCACAGCGUCGAAACCACAUGCUAAAGACGUGCUGAAGUUGAGAGAUGGCAAGGGCAUGAAGAGGGAUAGCUGUUAUGUGGGGAUUCGCCGCACGUAUGCUGUCGAGUUGAGGGUGUUGGCGCUGUAUGGGUUUGGGAGAGAGGAGGUCGAUGCGUAUCGGCUGACGGCGCAUGCGACGAAGAAGUUGGUUGAGAGUGUGAGGGUGAGGGCGAAGGUAAAAGAGAAGGCGAAGGCAAAGGAGAAGGCGAAGGAGAAGGCGAAGAUGGUGAAGCAAGAGGGGGAGAAGAAAGGUAGUACGAAGAAGAUGCGAGUUGAAAGUGUGAGGGUGAGGGGGGAAGAUAGUGCAGAGAAGGGGGGAGAAGAAAGGGGCUGCAAAUAA
Lachnellula hyalina is the source of this 705-nucleotide messenger RNA. RefSeq lists its product as uncharacterized. Bases 1 to 705 code for a protein of 234 amino acids. NCBI's taxonomy places the organism in Eukaryota, Fungi, Ascomycota, Leotiomycetes, Helotiales, Lachnaceae. The record is from RefSeq and is a predicted model, not a curated record. The transcript is spliced from 2 exons.